AAAAUAAUUAAAUUUUGGGCAACGCAAUUGUGAGCAUUAUAAUACCCUAAAUAUUGACAAUUCAGUGGACUAUUUUUAAGCCCAGUUGGCAUGGCUGUUUCGAUGUUCUUGUCGACCGGCCGGAAUUUUGUUCGUGUUUUCAGUUCCCGUCAUAUAGCAACCUGCACUGCUAGAAUGGCGAGCGAGGUGGAGAAAUCGCAAACGGCAGCUGCCAGUGAAGAUACGAUUUUCGGCAAAAUUUUGCGCAAAGAGAUUCCCUGCAAGUUUAUCCACGAAGAUGACAAGUGUGUGGCCUUUCAUGAUGUGGCUCCCCAGGCACCAACCCAUUUCCUGGUAAUACCCCGCAAGCCGAUUGCCCAACUCUCUCUGGCUGAGGAUGGAGAUUCCGAUCUGCUAGGCCACCUCAUGCUGGUGGGUCGCAAGGUGGCCAAGGAUCUGGGCCUGGAGGAGGGCUACCGCGUGGUCAUCAACAAUGGCAAGCACGGCGCCCAGUCCGUUUACCACUUGCAUUUGCACUUCCUCGGCGGCCGCCAGAUGCAGUGGCCUCCCGGCUAAUGUUGUUAAAACAUCUUAUAAUAUUCAAGAGAUCUAUGAGAUCUGAUAAUUAAACCCUCGGAGGGUGCUACAAAUCCCAAGAUAAUUAUUCAAAUAAAUUUUGUAAAAC
This is a messenger RNA of Drosophila rhopaloa, 664 nucleotides long. It is a transcript of the gene HINT1, whose product is annotated as histidine triad nucleotide-binding protein 1. Gene Ontology annotation, biological process: purine ribonucleotide catabolic process. Gene Ontology annotation, cellular component: cytoplasm; nucleus. The transcript has 3 exons. Gene Ontology annotation, molecular function: hydrolase activity. The coding region runs from base 91 to 555 and encodes 154 amino acids. The record is from RefSeq and is a predicted model, not a curated record. Lineage: Eukaryota; Metazoa; Arthropoda; Insecta; Diptera; Drosophilidae.